AUGACAAGUCAAGACCUAACACAGCAACAACAGGGAUUCCUAAGAAGAUGCGAGGAAUGCUAUAACCUCAUACUUGCUUUUCAAAACGACGAUUUACCCACGGGGUUGGUACCGAAACGACACAAGGGAUACAAGUAUGAUUCCAAGCUACGCCAGCGCGUCAAGGAGAAAAUCGCCAGGUCGAUGAACCGAAUGGAGAAUGCAAUAAGUAUACAUGGGUAUGUUUAAAAAUGGUUUUUUUUUUAUCAAGCGGAUAUUGGAAUUAGAGUUACUAACGUUAUCACUAUUUUUAUUUCAUUGCAGACUUGAAGAGAUUGCGAUUUCGUACAAUGGCGGUAAGGACUGUUUGGUCAUGCUUAUACUUUUGUUAGCCACCAUAUACAAGAAGUGGAAAAGUGAAUGCACCAGUAAGAAUGUGCUAAUACCCCACGAUUACAAGCUAGAUUCCGUGUACGUCAACGCGGAGACGCCAUUUCCGGAAUUGACUGCAUUCAUAGAACAAUCUACACAAUACUACCAUCUCAACCCCGUCACGCUCAAGGACUCCAUGCAACAUGGGUUCCAGCAUUAUCUAGAUGAAGUCAACCCCAAGAUCAAGUCGGUGGUUGUGGGGAUAAGAUACACAGACCCGCACGGCCAGCAGUUGACUGAGGAACAGUGCACUGAUCAUGACUGGCCCAAGUUCUUGAGAAUACACCCUAUUUUAGACUGGCAUUACGUUGAAAUCUGGGAUUUCUUGGUGGGGACAAACGUGGAGUACUGCUCCUUGUAUGAUUUGGGGUAUACCAGCCUUGGGGGCAUGAAUAACACUGUGCCCAAUCCCAAAUUGCAAAUCCCUGCCGCUGAUGGCGCCGCUGGUGGUGUCGCGGGUGGUGCAAGCCAUUUGCCAGCGUAUAUGUUGCGUGACGAUGCCGAUGCUCUUGAACGAUUGGGCCGGACUAAGAAACUAGACAGUUUCGAACGCAAGUGA
Messenger RNA from Lodderomyces beijingensis, 970 nucleotides. NCBI's taxonomy places the organism in Eukaryota, Fungi, Ascomycota, Pichiomycetes, Serinales, Debaryomycetaceae. The record is from the annotation of a GenBank genome assembly.